GUUCCAUUUGAUGCCAUUCUGAUAGUCAUGAAUAUUGAAGGUUAUAUUAUAUCAGGUUAUAUUACAAAAUGCUGUUCGCAGAAUGACAGAUACCAUAAACCUGUACAUAUUUUCCCCCGCAGUGUUUCAUGUCCCUCUGAAGGUACACGGCAGCUGUGAGAAGCCACAAGAGUCCUCCCUCAUCAGUCUCUCCCCCAGUACCUGUCCUCAGUGCAGCGAAGGGUUAAAUCACUCACGUCAUAAGUUCAUUGUGUAUUCAUGACAUACAAUCUGGGCUCUCUCGUCAGGUUCGAUGGCUGGAUGAAACUAGCUGUGUUCGUUGAUCACAGCUGACGGGUCAACAGCAGAGAGGGGAUGGAGGGAGGAGUGAACGACAGACGGGAAAUGAAUCGCAAGCUGCAGGAGAAUAGGUUGUCAGCAUCCAGAGCUCCAAGGUCUGACUCUCAUUAAAGCGUCUGUGCGUCUCUCUCACCUCCAGGAUGGAGGGGCUGCUGCGGCUGAGUCUACCCGGAGCUUGAGGAGCCUUCCUGGGCUUCGUCUGCGUCAUCUUCCCCCUGUCUCUCUCUGACCUGGUCCCCCUAUACUCAUCCAUCACUCGACCUCUGCAGUACAAGAGAGCAUCUGGACCCACACGACACCUUCCCCUAAUCCCCCACACUGAGUUGCCAGGGCAACCAUGGACGGACUACGCCUGCCACCGGUCAUCGAGGAGGUCAUGGACCCUGCAGAUGACAUAUGUGACCUGAAGGUGGAGAGGCCUGGCAUUGUGGACAUGCUGACGGCCAAAGAGAGGGAGACCCUGGAGGAGAACGAUGAGAAGGAGGAGAAAGGGAAGGAGGUGGAGGUGGGGAACGGAGAGAAGGGCCAGCAGGAGGACCAGGGAGAGGAGAAGGAGGUGAAAGUGGAGGAAGAGGAGGUGGAAGGAGGAAUGUUAGAGGAAGAUGACUUGGAGGAGUUGAAGUCCCAGGUGUUGCAGCUGGUGUUGGAGCUGGAGGAGGCCAGGGAGGUGUCUCAACAACAUGAAGAGAGCUUCAUGGAGAUCCAGGGUCUGUUGGAAGAUGAGCGUCUGGCUAGUGCUCACCAGGCAGAGAGCUUUACCAGACAGAUCCAGAGACUGCAAGCUCAGCUGCGUUCAGUCCAGGAGGAGAUGGACUCUCUGGAGGAGGAGAAGGAGAGUGAGAUGGGGGAGGUGCAGGAGGAGCUGAGGUCUGCCCAGGAGGAGGUGCUGGUUCUGCAGCAGGCGGGGGAGGAGGCAGCAGCGGAGAGGGAGAACGACAUCGCCUCCCUGCAGGAGGAGCUGUGUCGUCUGAGGGCCGAGCUGCAGCGUCUCCGUACCACGGCCCAAGAGUACGAGCAGGAGAUCACCACCCUGCGGGCUGAAAUCAGUAUGAAGAGCAUGAGGAGGGAGGGAGAGACUGACGGUGAGGUAAGCCAGCUGACGGCGGAGUGUCAUGCGAUUUCAGACGAGUGUCAGACCCUGAAGGACGAAAACAAACAGCUGAGCCACAAACUGCAGCAGCUACAGCAGCAGCGAGCCGGCUCCAAUGAUUUCUAUCUGGCCUUGAGAGGGGAGGGGGACGAAGACCAGAAGGAUGAGGGUGUUGGGCAGGAUGAGGAAUCAGUGAAAGCUGGAGGCUACAUGACCCUGUCCCAGACCCAGGGUGGGCAGACCCAGGGUGGGCAGACCCAGACUGGUCAAGGUGGGCGCUUGGUGGAUGCCUCCAUCCAGAAGAAUAUCUCAUUUGAUGGCAAGCCCAUCACCAAUUGGAACGGGGGACCCUCUGAAGUCUUCUCCCUACGAGACCAGCUCAAACUGACUGAGGAGAGGUCCUCGCAAGUACAGAGACAAUGUGAAGGGUUGAAGGGGGAGCUUGCGGAACUUCAGGGGCUGUUUGACUGCAGCCGGAAGGAGAGGGCGGAGCUGGAGCAGGAACUCCGUCACUGCAGGGUGGAGCUAGAGAGGCUGGGCGGCAGGAAGUCACAGAACUGCACUCCUCCGUCUGAGCCCCCUGUUCUCUCCAUCCCCUUCAUAGGAAUGAUUGUAAUAAUGGCCCUGAUAUGGUGCUGGUGGGAGGAGCUGGCGUCCUAGAGGGGACCAGGAGAGCGAGGGAGGCUGGAACCUGGUGGCAGUGGUUGCCGUGGCAGCGCUUGUAGUCCUGAUAGUCCCCAGCCUUUCCAGAGCGUUUACCUGAGGACUACACAGAACGGAAGUCACUGUACAAGAAAUGACUGUGCUGGUUUCCCCUGGCAACAUGGGCAAUGCCAUGCCCCUAUCUCAUGAUGCCCUUGUCAAGUCUCCUCCUCGCUUCAUCUUCCAAGGAGGACUGCAUUGACAACUGACAUUUUCACCAGGAAAUACAACACAACAAGGAAGUAGUCUCAAGGAGAAAUACAUAUACCUGUUUAAGCCACUCUAAAGAUAAGGACGGCAAUAUCUUGUUUCUCUCUUUAAAGUCCUACAGUUUGACUCAAUCGGUUUCCCUAUAACAGGGACUGCCUCCGAGUUUGUGGCAGUACGGUGUCUGCAUGGGUGUCAAUGGAAAGACACAAUUUAGCACAGAACAUGUCUGCGCAUUUAUUGAUUGAUCGGAUGAUGGUUUAUUAUUUGAUUGGUUGAUGGUUGAUUGGUUUAUUAUUUGAUUGGUUGAUGGUUGAUUGGUUUAUUAUUUGAUUGGUUGAUGGUUGAUUGGUUUAUUGACAACCUGUAAAGGUUGAAUUGGGAAAAGCUCAUGCACAUAUUGAGUCACUGAUGAGAUUUUUCUCUUUCCAAUGGGCAUGUGAUCUUUCCCCAGAACCUACCCCUCCUUUUGAAUCACUUUGAACAUUGCCACUGCAAUUGUCUCUGCUACACCUGUAACACCUGUCCUUCUGUUUAUGUUGUGGCAUGCUCUUUUUACGUUUUAAAUUAAGAUGUGUGGAGGAGGGUUUGAUUAUAUGAGUUUGUUGUAUUGGAUGUCUGUCUCCUUUGUAAAUGGUUCUCUCUCUCUCUCGUCUGCAUGUCUCUCUGUCUCUCUCUCUCUCUCUCUCUCUCUCUCUCUCUCUCUCUCUCUCUCUCUGUCUCUCUGUCUCUCUGUCUCUCUGUCUCUCUGUCUCUCUCUCUCUCUCUCUCUCUCUCUCUCUCUCUCUCUCUGUCUCUCUCUCUCUCUCUCUCUGUCUCUCUGUCUCUCUCUCUCUCUCUCUCUCUCUGUCUCUCUCUCUCUCUCUCUCUCUGUCUCUCUCUCUCUCUCUCUCUCUCUGUCUCUGUCUCUCUGUCUCUCUGUCUCUCUGUCUCUCUCUCUCUCUCUCUCUCUCUGUCUCUCUCUCUCUCUCUCUCUCUCUCUCUCUCUGUCUCUCUGUCUCUCUGUCUCUCUCUCUCUCUCUCUCUCUCUCUCUCUCUCUCUCUCUCUCUCUCUCUCUCUCUGUCUCUCUGUCUCUCUGUCUCUCUCUCUCUCUCUCUCUCUCUCUCUCUCUCUCUGUCUCUCUCUCUCUCUCUCUCUCUCUCUCUCUCUGUCUCUCUGUCUCUCUGUCUCUCUCUCUCUCUCUCUCUCUCUCUCUCUCUCUCUCUGUCUCUCUCUCUCUCUCUCUCUCUCUCUCUCUCUCUCUCUCUCUCUCUCUCUCUCUCUCUCUCUCUCUCUCUCUGUCUCUCUCUCUCUCUCUCUCUCUCUCUCUCUCUCUCUCUCUCUCUCUCUCUCUCUCUCUCUGUCUCUCUGUCUCUCUCUCUCUCUCUCUCUCUCUCUCUCUCUCUCUCUCUCUCUGUCUCUCUCUCUCUCUCUCUCUCUCUCUCUCUCUCUCUCUCUCUCUGUCUCUCUCUCUCUCUCUCUCUCUCUGUCUCUCUCUCUCUGUCUCUCUGUCUCUCUCUCUCUCUCUCUCUCUCUGUCUCUCUCUCUCUGUCUCUCUCUCUCUCUCUGUCUCUCUCUCUCUCUCUCUCUCUCUCUCUCUCUCUCUCUCUCUCUCUGUCUCUCUGUCUCUCUCUCUCUCUCUCUCUCUCUCUCUCUCUCUCUCUGUCUCUCUCUCUCUCUCUCUCUCUCUCUCUCUCUCUCUCUCUCUCUCUCUCUCUCUCUCUCUCUCUCUCUCUCUCUCUCUCUCUCUGUCUCCUUACAAUUGGUUAUAUUUUGUAUGUGAAUGGAACCACAACGACUAUACACAUCUAUACAGACAAACAAUACUAUCAUAAAUGCAACUUGGUGUGUUCAAUUUGACAGUCCAAAUGAUUUCCAGUUAGAUGUUUAUUUUUGUAGCCAUAGGAACAAUUUAUCCCCAAGACUGAGGAGUUAUUUAAUGACUGAUUCCACUGUGUUUGGUUCUGCUUAGAAACAGAACUUAACAAGGCUUGUUAUUUGAAACAGAGAGUUAUUUUCGUAAAUAGACAUUGUGUUUAAAUGUUUUGCAUUAUUUUUUAUAUUAUAAUCGUGACAAGCGUUCUGAAAAAUGACAAACAAUCAACAUAGGUCACCAAAAUGAAAAGUGGAGCCAGUGAUGAAAUAUGGACCAUUGUUUUCUAGGAUGUGCAUUUUGGGGUUCCUCUUACCGAGUCUUUUCGUCUUGUACUGUUUGCGUUCUUACUCUCUGAUAUCUAUAUUCUCUAACGAUGAUUCCCUUUUCUUUGUUGGCACGAAGCACACUGUUUAUUCACAGGUUCUCCAACUGCAACUUGCCUGCAAUGCAUGGGACCUUUUCAGUGUCAUUGCUGUAAGCUUGACACAACACAUUCCAAUGAUAGAUUGACUUAACAACAACCGCGAUGUGACACUGUUGUCAUGGAGAAGACGUCUAAACCUUUACGGAGUGCACCGAGAGUACUUUUUGGUUCUUACUCUACCUUUUGGCAUGACUUAGCUACCGUGGAAAUACAUAGCAACAACAAAUCCUUUCAACUCCUUUAUGUUAACGGUGGAGCAAAAUGUCAGAAAUGCGCUUUGCGUUGAGUGAGAACGGUGGUGUUAUUUUAGAGCUGUCGGAGUUAAAUGGUCUUUGUCCGAGAACACACCGCGACUAUGACUGAGAGAGCAAUCUGACAUAAGUGUUUUCUUUUCGAGAGGAUCGUUUGUGAGAAACGUGUACAGAAUGCAGUAAGCGUUAUAGCUGGCGCCUGAAUUUGUAGUGUGCUGUCAUGACUGACAGUUAGUUGGCUUGUUUCAUAGAUGUAUGUAGGCGAGCUAAUCAGCUAACAUUCUGUGGGUGUGUAGGUGACAAGACACUGAAAGCGUGCUUAGCCAUUAUUCCUCUGUAUUCCAGUAUCCUAUUGUAGAGUAAUAGCGUUAUAAAUAUGUAUAGGUAAUUAGUGCUUCUAAUUUAUGCUAAGAAUCAAUUCAUUACGACUGUAAGUAUAUGCUAUUAGUUUCAAUACGUGAUUCAUAAUCACAAAUGUAUGAUAGGCAAUUAGACACUGAGGUGACCUGAAAAACAUGAAUGCUUAUAGGCUAUGUAUAGAAUAUUUUUUUCCCCACAGUGCAAAUACAAUAUAAGAACUCAUUGGUAGGUAAAUGCUUGCUACAGUGUAUGUAAAAACAAUAUCUGUAGUUGUGGACCAACAUGUGUUUUUUUUGUAUUGUAUUGUAAAUAGGAAAUAGUUUAGCACAGUUAAAUAACAUGGUUUGUUGAUUUGAGAGCAGUUCUAGAUUGAGUAGAGGGUUCUUUUUGAAUUGGCUGAACACAGCCAGUGCAUGAAUAGUGUACAUGUGUAUGAGACCGUAACAUGUUUAGAUAUUGCAUGUUCGACUUAACUUGCAUCCCUAUAGAUGGGUAGAUCUAGUUCCUGUAGUCACAGUCAUUUCAGCCAAUCCAGUAUGACCUUAUUAAUGCAUGACUAAUCAGAAUCAUUUGUGAUUUUUUCUCUCUCUCACUAUGUCAGUCUCUCUUCGUUGAUGUACUACUUUACUGGGUUGUCACUAUUAAUAUUUUCACUUUGGUUUCAUACAGUCUAUUCUAUUCUAUUGUACUCUACUUUAUUCUACUUUUCUUCUUCAAUUGUCUGGUCUCUACAGUGUGUAUAGAUUUAUGUGGUAUAUAUCUUCUCUGCUGUGCUUCAAAUACUGUAAAUUCCACUGACUGUGUAUUUUCUUCUUACCCAGCUUCAAUUCCAGCAUGGAAGCUUAAACAAUAAGGGAGAGACACAUUACAGAAACUAUUCUACAUGUCAAAACAACCUGUGCUCUUAACUAGAAACUAGCUGAUGGUCACUGUAUGUGAUGAUGUGAAGUUUGACCUUUGAACUUGUGUAAAGCUGCUGCUCAUUCUGUAUGUCUCUCUGUCUGGGUCUGUGUGACAUGGCUACUGUCAAUGUCUGUUUUAUGCGGCGCUGAAUCUGAUUUAGCCAUAGUCUCUACUACAACACCUUGCCAGUCAAUGUCUCUAUGAGCUUUUAUGGGUUAAUGAGAAUAUUGUGAGUAUUUGGGUAAAUAGGCUGUACAUUUUGUAAAUGAACUGAGAAAUAAAAGUAGUUUAUCCUUA
Molecule: messenger RNA, 6429 nt
Organism: Oncorhynchus keta (chum salmon)
Lineage: Eukaryota; Metazoa; Chordata; Actinopteri; Salmoniformes; Salmonidae
Product: coiled-coil domain-containing protein 136-like
Exons: 11
Coding region: 677-2089 (470 amino acids)
Biological process (GO): single fertilization; acrosome assembly
Cellular component (GO): acrosomal membrane
Source: RefSeq, a predicted model, not a curated record